UUCCGCGUUGCUAUGGUAGCGGCUCUUCAACAACCUCCUGUGGCCAGCUAGAAGUGUCAGGGCGCCCGGGUGUGGAGCAGGGAAGAUGCCGUCGGCUGCUGGAGGAGACCGGAGGAAGGAGUUCCUCCUCAGUACUGUGCACAACUACUUCGGGCUGCCGGCCGCAGAGCCGCUCAAAGACUGCGCCGUGCUCGACCGCUUUCUGGAUGACGGCAAUGAGUUCGUCCUGUCAGCGAGGAGAGCCGGGGCCCGAGUGCUGCUCACCACUAAGGUUGAACCCAGUGAUACCAAGGAGAAAGUUCUUGUGUUCUUUAAAAUCCGGCCAGAAGUCAUCACAGAGGAGAACCUUCAUGAGAAUGUCCUGGUUUCCUCCAUGUUAGACUCUCCUAUCAAUACACUGUACCAGGCGGUCAGGCAGAUAUUUGCUCCAUUGUUAUUGAAGGAUGAGAAAUGGAGUAAGGAGUUUGACCCUAAACUGCAAACAUUGCUUAGUGAUCUGGAGGCUGGUCUGGGCAGUGUGCUGCGGAGGACUGCUACCAGUAGGGGGAGCUCUAAGCCUGGAGGAGAUGAUGAAUUGCAAGGAAUUCUUACUCCUUCUGAUGAAUUUCUGUUCUGGACGGAUAUCGCAGAGAGUCGGAGUAAGCCUGAUGUCAGAGAGCGAGCAGCUCAUUUCUUAAGUUUCUUUCAAGCAAUUGAAAAGUAUUACAGCAGCCUGGAUGCUCUGCCUUUGGCUGAAGUUGUGGAACUUGUAGAAACUACCAGAGAAGCGGUCGAUGACGUGUGGAGGCAGACGGAGCACGACCCCUACCCUGAGCGCCGCAUGAAGCAUUUGCUGGACAUCACCGGAAAUGCACUAGGCCGCUGUGUCCAGAAGAACCUAGGUGAGAUGAAUCUAUGGACAGACCCAUUUCCUGCAGUGAAGGAGAACCUUAGAGCCGGUAUUACCGUUUGUGAGCGGUGGACAGCGGCCUGUGAACAUCUGACUGGCCAGCUUUGGAAACAUUACACUCCUCACCCGUGGAAAAAUGAGAAAUUCCUACCAGAGUCUCUUCAGAACCUUGGCAGACGUCUGGAAGAGGUAUCUACAAUAAGGAUGAUGCAUGAGAAGUUGGCGUACUUUCUUCCCUCUGGUGAAGAUCAUGCUCAGCGCUCUAGAAAACUAUUUGAACCGUUUGCUGGAUUGAACCCUGUGCACUACAACCCUUAUACAGAGCCUUUAUGGAGAGCCGCAGUGUCACAAUAUGAAAGGAUAAUUGAGCCGGCAGAAGAAAAAAUAGCAAGCAAGCUUAAAUCGUCUUUCUCUGAUAUACACGACAGUCCACAACAGCUUCUACAAGCCUUUCAGAGACACAGCGAGCUCGUGAAAAGACCAAGUAUAAGGAGGCAUCUAAUUCUAGAGCGGGAAACCUUGCUGGCCAGACUUGUGGACUAUAUUAAAGAUAUCCGGUCAGACUUUGAAUCACGCUGCCAUGGCUCUCCUGGGGAUUCCUCUGGACCCCUUACUGGCAAGAAUCUGCCUGAGGUUGUGAACAAUGUUGUAUGGGUGCGUCAACUGCAGCUCAAGGUGGAGGAUUCUGUGAAGACAGCAGAAACUCUUCUUUCAGAUCUGUCUGGGUUUCAGUCCUUUCACAAAGACGCCGGAGAACAACUGGAGCAGUUCAGAGAAUACGAACAAGAACAAUUUAGUGAGUGGUCAAGAGAAAUACAGUCUGGUUUAUCAGAUCCUAAAUCAGGAUUUUGCAUACAGCCAAACAGUCAAGUAAUGGAGCUGGACCACUCUAAUGGAGCCCUGAGAAUUCACUAUUCUGACCGGUUGGUUACUCUACUGCGUGAGGUCCGCCAGUUGUUAGCACUUGGAUUAGUAAUUCCUUCUAAGAUCCAGCAAGCUGCCAAGAGCGCGCAGACGUUCUACAAGCAAGCCUUGAUUCUUAAGCAGGUUGCCCAUUUCUACAACACAAUAGACCAGCAGAUGAUUCAGAGUCAGAGACCAAUGAUGUUAAAGUCUGCAUUAGCCUUUGAGCAGAUUAUUAAGAGUUCUAAGGCAAGCUCUGGGGAAUCUGGCCAAAAAACACGUAUAACAUGGGACAGUCCUAAAGAACUUCAGAGCUAUAUUGAGAAGCUACAAAGUGCAGCAGAGCAACUUUCUACUGAAAACCGGAAGCUCAGGAAGAAACAUACAGACUUUUGUGAAAAGGUUGUUGCGCUCAUGAGCAUUGAUUUGCUCCGCCAACAACAGCGAUGGAAAGAUGGACUUUUGGAAAUGCGCAGUGUGUUCUCCAGCCUUGAAUAUCAGGGAAUACGAUCAAGCGACAUGAAGGCUUGGCGCCAGCAUUGGGAUCAUCAGCUUUACAAGGCUCUAGAGCAUCAGUAUCAGAUGGGCCUGGAGGCUCUCAAUGAAAAUCUCCCUGAAAUCAGCAUCGAUCUGACGUUUAAGCAGGGGAGGUUACAGUUUAAACCUCCCUAUGAAGAAAUCCGUGCCAAGUAUUAUCGGGAUAUGAAGAGGUUCAUUUCUAUUCCGAACCAGUUCAGGGGACUGAGCGAGCCGGGUGCAGAGCCAAUCUUUUCUGUGAUGCCUGAGAGGAAUGCAAACGGCUUCAUCACGGUGUUCAGUAAAGCAGAGGAUUUGUUCCGAAGGUUAUCGGCUGUCAUGGGUCGAUUUAAGGAGUGGGUGGUGCUUGGCCAAGUGGACGUGGAUGCCCUGGUUGAGAAAUACUUACACGAUGUUCAUGACUGGGAGAAAAACUUCAAGGCACUUAAAGUCAGGGGUAAAGAAGUAGAGCGUCUCCCAAGUGUUAUAAAGAUUGACUGUUUGACCAUUAACUGCAAUCCGGUCAAGGCCGUCAUUGAUGAUCUAAUUCAGAAGUUGUUUGAUUCUUUGCUGAUAUCGCUCAAGAAAUCUAUCCAAGCUCACCUGCAUGAGAUCGAUACCUUUGUGUCGGAUGGAAUGGAGGUAUUGUCCAGCCGCCCUCAGACUGUUGAGGAGAUAGGAGAAGCCAAUAUGAAACAUGGAGAGCUGAAACUGAAGAAACCUGAGAUUUUGCCAUUAUUCAAGGAAGCCGAAGAUAAAAAUAGAUUGUUGCGCUCUGUCGCAGGGGGUGGCUUGGACACAAUCGGUAAUCUCAGAGCAAAGUGGGAUAAAUUUGAAUUAAUGAUGGAGAGUCAUCAGCUAAUGGUGAAAGAACAGAUUGAAAUAAUGAAGGGAAAUGUGAAAACGAGGGUGAAUAUUUAUAUGCAAGAACUAGAGAAGUUUAAAGCCCGCUGGGACCAGUUUAAACCCAAUGAUGACAUUAUUGAGACUGGAAAAGAGGAUACUUUGGAGAAAAGUGCCCAGUCAAUAAAGGAAAAGAAAAUGGAGUUUGAUGAACUGGAUGCAACAAAGAAAAAACUAAUUGAGGACUGUCUGCAUUUUGACCUGGAGGCUCCUGAUUUCUCCCUUGCCGAUGAGAUAAGGAUUGACAUUGAGGGAUGCACAAAAACAUGGUCUUUAUAUGAGGAGUUCUAUCAAGGGUUUAAUGAGAAGGCAAAAGAAGACUGGAUCUCUUUCAGGAGCAAAUGUUAUAGUUUUGAAGAAUUUCUCCUGGCUUGGCACGACCGACUGCGGAAAAUGGAAGAGCACACCACGAUGUCCGCGAAGCUCCAGGCGGAAAUUGACAGAUACAAGAUGGUGGUUCCAGUGCUAAAGUAUGUACGUGGCGAGCACCUGUCCCAGGAUCACUGGCUGGACCUCUUCAGGUUACUUGGACUUCCAAAAGGAACCACAUUGGAAAAGUUGCUGUUUGGAGAUCUGCUGAAAGUUGCCGAUGCGAUCAUAUCUAAAGCUUCAGAACUUAAAGAUUUGAACAGCCGCGCGCAGGGAGAAGUAACAAUCCGAGAAGCCCUCCGGGAACUGGACAUCUGGGGGACCGGCGCUGUGUUCACAUUAACGGAUUACGAGGACAGCCAGAAACGCACAAUGAAGCUGAUAAAGGACUGGAAGGACAUUGUCAAUCAGGUGGGAGAUAACCGGUGCCUCCUCCAGUCGCUCAAGGACUCCCCCUAUUACAAGGGUUUCGAGGACAAGGUCUCCAUUUGGGAGAGAAAACUUGCAGAACUGGAUGAAUACCUGCAGAGUCUAAACCAGAUACAGAGGAAAUGGGUGUAUCUGGAGCCCAUCUUUGGCCGCGGUGCCCUUCCCAGAGAAGAAGCUCGUUUUAACAGAGUUGAUGAAGACUUUCGAUCAAUAAUGUCAGACAUUAAACGGGACAACAGAGUGACGAUGCUGACAUCACGGAUCGGGAUAAGAAACUCACUGAUUACCAUCCUCGAUCAGCUCCAGAGAUGCCAGAAGUCCCUGAAUGAGUUUCUGGAGGAAAAGCGUUCCGCCUUCCCCCGGUUUUACUUCAUUGGAGACGACGACUUACUGGAAAUACUGGGACAGUCGACAAACCCAGCAGUAAUCCAGUCUCACCUUAAGAAACUUUUCGCUGGAGUGCACAGCGUAGAGUUUGAUAAGGACUUCAAGCAUAUCAUCGCCAUGAAAUCCCUGGAAGGAGAGGUGGUUCCUUUGAAAAACAAGGUCCUAGUUUCGACCGAUGUUGAGGUCUGGUUAAGCAAUUUAGCCAUUCAGAUGAAGUCCACAUUGCAGACAUUACUGGUUGAGUGUGUGGUGGCUGGGAAGAAGUCUCAUGGUACCAUAGAUCCUCUCCGCUUUCCUUCUCAAAUCCUGUGCCUAGCUGAACACAUCCAGUUCACAGAAGAUGUGGAGAAUGCCAUCCGUGGUUACAACCUCCAUGAGGUGGAAAUUGAGCUGACGGCUAAGCUUGAGCACUACAUCGGGAUCGAUGAUACAUCAGCUGCAGAUGAUGCUGAAAUAUUAGAACUGAAGCUGAAAGCACUGAUCCUGGAUGUCAUUCAUAACAUUGAUGUGGUGAAGCAGCUGAUCCAAGCUCAGGUCCAUAGUGUGGACGACUGGACGUGGAAGAAGCAGCUGCGGUUCUACAUGAAGCCGGAUAAGAAGUGCUACGUGCAGAUGGUUGAUGCUGAGAUAGAGUACACCUAUGAAUAUCAGGGCAAUGCUCCUAAGUUGGUGUACACCCCUCUGACAGACAAGUGUUACCUUACUCUGACUCAGGCCAUAAAGAUGGGCUUGGGAGGAAAUCCAUAUGGCCCAGCUGGAACUGGUAAAACAGAAUCGGUGAAGGCGUUGGGUGGUCUUUUCGGCCGACAAGUGUUGGUUUUCAACUGUGAUGAGGGUAUCGAUGUAAAAUCUAUGGGGAGAAUAUUUGUUGGCUUGGUGAAAUGUGGAGCUUGGGGUUGCUUUGAUGAAUUCAAUAGACUUGAAGAAGCCGUGCUGUCUGCAGUGUCCAUGCAGAUCCAAACCAUUCAGGAUUCUUUAAAGAAUCACAGGGCCACCUGCGAGCUGCUAGGGAAAGAGGUGGAGUUAGACCCCAAUUCUGGGAUUUUCAUAACUAUGAAUCCUGCCGGCAAGGGCUAUGGCGGUCGACAGAAACUGCCCGAUAACCUAAAACAGCUGUUCCGACCAGUAGCCAUGUCCCGACCCGACAAUGAGCUCAUUGCUGAGGUCAUUCUUUGUUCUGAAGGUUUUAAGGAAGCAAAGACACUGGGUCGGAAGCUAGUGGCAAUCUUUAAUCUCGCCAGGGAAUUGUUGACACCCCAGCAGCAUUAUGACUGGGGAUUAAGAGCCCUGAAGACGGUCCUGAGAGGCUGUGGGAAUCUUCUUCAGCCAUUAAAAAAAGCUGGAGCAAAGAUGAAUAUUAGUGAAAGCCAUAUUGUAGUUCAAGCUCUGAGGCUUAAUACCAUGUCAAAGCUGACAUUUGCUGACUGCUCCCGUUGCGAUGCUUUGAUCAAGGACGUUUUCCCUGGCAUUGAUUUUAAGGAUGUGGAGUACAUAGAGUUAAGUGCCGCUCUACAGCAGGCCUUUGAGGAAGCACAUCUAGAAAUCAUACCAAGUCAGAUUAAGAAAGCACUAGAGCUGUAUGAGCAGCUGCGCCAGAGAAUGGGAGUAGUAAUCGUUGGACCAAGUGGUGCCGGCAAGUCUACCUUAUGGCGCAUGUUACGUGCUGCCCUUGGGAAGACCGGAAAGGUUGUAAAACAGUAUACCAUGAAUCCUAAAGCUAUGCCCAGACAGCAGUUACUUGGACACAUAGACAUGGAUACCAGAGAGUGGUCAGAUGGAGUCCUAACCAAUAGUGCCCGUCAAGUUGUACGAGAACCUCAAGAAAUCAGCUCCUGGAUCAUUUGUGACGGCGACAUUGACCCGGAGUGGAUUGAAUCUUUAAACUCCGUUCUCGAUGACAACCGCCUCCUCACUAUGCCCAGCGGGGAGAGGAUUCAAUUUGGUCCCAAUGUAAAUUUUGUGUUUGAAACUCACGACUUGAGCAGCGCUUCUCCAGCCACCAUUUCCAGGAUGGGGAUGAUAUUCCUAAGUGAUGAAAACACCGAUCUGAACUCUUUGAUCCGUUCCUGGCUCCGGGGACAGCCCGAAACACACAGAGAGAAUUUGGAGAACUGGAUUGGAGACUAUUUUGAGAAGGCUUUAAAUUGGGUUCUUAAGCAGAAUGAUUUUGUGGUGGAAACCAGUCUCAUUGGGACAGUUAUGAACGGUCUCUCUCACCUACAUGGCAGUACCGAUCGAUGCCAAUUCAUCACUGGUCUGAUCCGAGGCCUCGGGGGAAACCUCAACAUGAAGUCCAGAAAUGACUUUGCCAAAGAGGUUUUCACUUGGGCUCGCGAAUCUCCCCCUGAUCCCCGCAAACCACUGGAUACCUAUUACGAUGAUAAAACCGGUCGACUAAUGUCCUACAGCUUUGAGAAGCCUGGAAAUUUGACCAUUGAAGACUUCAGGAAUCCCCAGACUCUUCCAGUUAUCAGAACUCCUGACAUUCAGAGAGGAUUGGACUACUUUAGGCCAUGGCUGGGUUCUGACACCAAACAGCCCUUCAUACUGGUGGGACCGGAAGGGUGUGGAAAGGGGAUGUUGCUUCGCUAUGCAUUUUCCCAGCUACGGUCAACUCACAUUGCGACGGUUCACUGCAGUGCACAGACGACGUCCCGCCAUGUGUUGCAGAAACUAACACAGACCUGUUUAGUCAUCAGCACCAACACAGGCCGAGUGUACAGACCCAAAGACUGCGAGAGACUGGUCCUGUACUUGAAAGACAUCAACCUCCCUAAGCCAGACAAAUGGGGCACCAACACCCUGGUAGCUUUUCUACAGCAGGUUCUGACGUAUCACGGCUUUUAUGACGAUAACUUGGAAUGGGUUGGCCUAGAAAACAUUCAGAUUGUGGCUUCUAUGUCUGCCGGCGGCACCAUUGGUCGGCAUAAACUGACAACCAGAUUUACCUCUGUGGUCCGGAUAUGUGCAGUCGACUAUCCGGAGCGGGACCAACUGCAGACCAUUUGCAGCUCCUAUUUAGAGCCUGUUCUACAUCAGAGUCUAAAGAAGCACCCCAUAUGGGGUUCAGCCGCUAAAAUCCACCAGCUAGCAGGGUCAAUGGUUCAAGUAUAUGAACAGGUCCGGAUGAAGUUUUCGGUUGACGAUCAUAGUCAUUAUCUGUUUACACCGUGUAUCCUCACACAGUGGAUUCUCGGGUUGUUUAGAUACAACUUAACUGGAGGAUCCUCACAACAACCUCAAGAAAAUGUCCUGGAGAUUGUGGCCUAUGAAGCUCGGAGAUUGUUCCGGGACAGGAUUGUGACCUCCAAGGAGCUGAACGUCUUUGACAAUAUUUUAAUAUCGGUGCUGCAAGGAGACUGGGGGUCCGAUAUACUGGACCACGUGGCAGACUUGUUCUAUGUAACGUGGGGAGCUCUGCAUGAAGCAGGAUCAGUACUUGCCCCUGGACAGGCCUUACCCCCUCACGGACGGCCGCUGGGAAGGUUGAACUCUGCUGACUUUAAAGACGUUAUUAAGAAGGGUGUAAUUCAGUUCAGCCGCGAUAAUCGAGAGUUGGAUCUUCUCCUGUUCCAUGAAGUUUUGGAUUUCAUGUCUCGAGUAGAUCGUGUGCUGAGCUUUCCAGGUGGAUCCCUUCUCCUGGCAGGACGGAGCGGUGUUGGCCGUAGAACUGUCACUUCUCUUGUCACCCACAUGCAUGGAAUGGCGCUCUUCACGCCUAAGAUCUCCAGAGGAUAUGAGCUCAAACAGUUCAAGAACGACCUAAAGCAGGUCAUGCAGAUGGCUGGUAUAGAAGGACACCAAGUAGUUCUGCUCCUCGAGGAUUAUCAGUUUGUCCAUCCAACAUUUCUAGAGAUGAUCAACAGCCUGCUGUCAUCAGGCGAAGUUCCUGGCUUAUAUACCAUGGAGGAGCUGGAGCCGCUGUUAUCUCCACUGAAGGACCAGGCCUCAGAAGAUGGAUUUACAGGAUCACUAUUCACUUAUUUCACUUUCAGAGUUCUGCAGAAUCUGCACAUUGUCCUCAUCUUGGAUUGUACAAAUAAUAAUUUCACAAUAAACUGUGAGAGUAACCCAGCGUUAUACAAGAAAUGCUCAGUGCAGUGGAUGGAGGGCUGGUCUGAUAGGAGCAUGAAGAAGAUUCCUAAGAUGUUAUUUUCUGACAAAAGUCAAGAGAAGAAUCGGCACUCUGAGUACAAAAAGUCUUCUCCAGGAGAGUCCGACUUUUAUAAAUCUUUCUUGACGAUUCAUGAAUCCUGCAAAGCUUAUGGAGCAACUCCAAGACGGUACAUGACCUUCCUUCAAGUGUAUGGCUCGCUGUUUAGCAGUAAGAAAGCUGAGCUCACCAAGAAACAACAGCAUUUACAGGCUGGAGUAUCCAAACUCAAUGAAGCAAAGUCUCUAGUAGAUGAACUGAAGAGGAAAGCCGGAGAGCAGAGCUUAUUGCUGCAAACUAAACAGGCCGAGGCUGAUGCAGCUCUACAAGAGAUCACCUCCUCCAUGCAGGAUGCCAGCGAUCAAAAGACCGAAAUGGAGAAAAUAAAGCACAGAAUAGCAGAGGAGUCUGUAAAGAUUGAAGAAAGGAAGAGGAAAAUUGAUGACGAACUGAAGGAUGUUCAGCCUUUGGUGGAUGAAGCAAAGAAGGCGGUUGGUAACAUAAAACCAGAGUCUCUGUCAGAGAUCCGCUCCUUACGGAUGCCUCCAGACAUUAUCCGGGACAUUCUUGAAGGUGUUCUAAGGCUCAUGGGAAUCUUUGAUACGUCCUGGGUGAGCAUGAAGAGCUUCCUUGCUAAGAGGGGAGUGAGGGAAGAAAUUGUGACUUUUGACGUGAGAAACAUCACAAAAGAAAUCCGUGAAAGUGUCGAAGAGCUGCUUUCAAAGAAUCACACAUCUUUUGAUGCCAAGAACGCCAAAAGGGCCAGUGCUGCUGCGGCUCCUCUUGCUGCCUGGGUGAAGGCGAACGUGCAGUACUCUCAUGUGCUGGAGAAAAUCGAGCCCCUAGAGAAAGAACAGGCAGCGCUGCAGGCUAAUUUUCGAAGAAUAGAAGAAAGAAAACACAAACUGGAAGAACAGCUUAAUACCGUCGGCCAGAGGGUGACGGAACUGAAAGAGAAGUUCCAGACAAGAACGACUGAAGCUGCUAAACUUGAAGCAGAGUUAUCAAAGGCUCAAGAGAUAAUUCAGUCUGCAGAAUUACUGAUAAACCAGUUGGAUGGAGAACACAAAAGGUGGAAUGCCCAGGUGGAAGAAAUAACAGAAGAAUUAAAUACAUUGCCAAAGAGAGCCCAACUGGCGGCAGCCUUCAUCACUUACAUAUCCGCUGCCCCCGAGGAUCAGAGGAAGGACAGCAUCGAUCAGUGGAGGACAUCAGUAGGACUGGAAACAUUUGAUUUAAGGAGGUUUUUGUCUACGGAAAGCGUGCAACUCAUUUGGAAAAGUGAAGGUCUGCCCUCUGAUGAGCUGUCGGUAGAGAACGCUCUGGUCAUUUUACAGAUCUGUUCUUUGAAACCAUCGAGUCAGGUCUGUCCAUUUUUGAUUGAUCCGUCUUCUCAAGCCACUGAAUGGUUGAAAACACAUUUGAAGGAGUCUCGGCUGGAAGUCAUUAAUCAGCAGGAUGCAAACUUCAUUACGGCUCUUGAGCUGGCUGUCCGCUUUGGCAAGACACUUAUUAUCCAGGAGAUGGAUGGAGUGGAGCCCGUGCUGUAUCCAUUACUUAGAAGAGAUCUUAUUGCUCAGGGACCCCGGUAUGUUGUCCAGAUUGGAGAGAAAACCAUAGACUAUAAUGAAGAAUUCCGCUUAUUUCUGGCAACACGCAAUCCUAAUCCGUUCAUACCGCCGGAUGCCUCUUCCAUUGUUACAGAGGUUAAUUUUACAACCACCAGAGCUGGAUUACGAGGACAGCUCCUGGCACUUACGAUUCAGCAUGAAAAACCAGACCUCGAAGAACAGAAGACCAAAUUACUGCAGCAAGAGGAAGAUAAGAAAAUCCAGCUGGCUAAGCUGGAAGAGUCGCUCCUGGAGACGCUCGCCACAUCCCAAGGAAACAUGCUUGACAACAAGGGGCUGAUUAACUCCUUGAAUCAGACCAAAGCGAGCAGCGCGCUCAUCCAGGACUCCCUCAGCGAAUCACACCGGCUUCAGAUUUCCCUGGAUCAGGAGCGGAAUGCCUAUCUUCCACUUGCAGAAAGUGCCAGCAAAAUGUAUUUCAUUAUCUGUGACUUAUCCAAAAUUAAUAACAUGUACCGCUUUAGUUUGGCUGCUUUCCUUAGACUCUUUCAGCGAACUUUGCUUAGCAAACAGGAUCCAGGAAGUACAGAAUUAAGGAUCAAGUCACUGAUCAGUUCCUUGAAGCACAUGGUCUAUGAGUAUGUGUGUCGUUCAUUAUUUAAGGCGGACCAGUUGAUGUUUGCUUUACAUUUUGUGCGCGGCAUGCAUCCUGAGAUAUUCCAGGAGAAUGAGUGGAAUGUCUUCACCGGAGUUGUCAUUGGAGACAUGAUCAAGAAAUCUGAUUCCCAGAAGAGCCUCCGUGAUCAGAUCCCAUCCUGGAUUGAGCAGGAAAGAGCCUGGGCCGUGGCCUUAUUAAAGGCCUCUCUGCCGCCUCUUUAUCAGAGCCUGAAUCUGGAAGAUACAAAUCUGUGGAGUCAUUUCUCAAAGAGCUCGGUGUGUGAGCAAGAAUUCCCAGCAGCCGUUGCCAAGAAGCUGUCCUUGUUUCAACAGAUUCUUGUGGUACAAGCAGUUCGGCCGGACAGACUUCAGAGUGCCAUGGCCAUGUUUGCUUGUCGGACUCUGGGUCUGAAAGAAUUAUCUCCUGCACCCCUUAAUCUGAAACGUCUCAGUAAGGACACUCUGGCUAUUGAACCCGUUCUCAUAAUUAUAUCUCCUGGAGCCGACCCGUCCCAGGAGCUGCAGGAGCUUGCCAGUGCUGAAGUUGGGAGAGAAUGCUAUCGUGAGGUGGCAAUGGGUCAAGGCCAAGCUGAUGUGGCCAUACAGACGCUGAGGGAAUGCGCCCGGGAGGGAGAGUGGCUGUGUCUGAAGAAUCUGCAUCUUGUCAUCUCUUGGCUGCCGGUCCUGGAAAAGGAAUUAAACACUCUGCAACCAAAAUCGACUUUCCGUCUCUGGCUUACUGCAGAAGUGCACCCAAAAUUUACACCAAUACUAUUGCAGUCCAGUCUAAAGAUAACCUAUGAGGCUCCUCCUGGAUUGAAGAAGAAUCUGUUAAGAACUUAUGAAUCAUGGACGCCAGAGCAAAUUGGCAAGGGAGGGCUCGCAUCUCGGGCACAAGCUUUAUUUAACCUGGCAUGGUUUCAUGCAGUGUGUCAAGAAAGGAGGAACUACAUCCCUCAGGGCUGGACUAAAUUCUAUGAAUUCUCUCUGUCGGACCUGCGUGCCGCUUAUGAAAUUAUCGAUCGUCUUUUUGAAGGUGGCAGAACCUUCCAGUGGGAUUUUGUUAAUGGUCUUUUAGAGAAUGCAAUUUAUGGAGGACGAGUAGAUAACUACUUUGAUUUACGAGUUCUGCGCUCCUAUCUGGAACAGUUCUUCAAUGCUCAUGCAUCAGGGAUGAGGGGAAACAAGAUGACGUUCCCAUUGUCCAUCUCCUUGCCAAAUUCCUGCAGCAUAAUGGAGUACCGCAAUGUGAUUGAAGGCCUGCCUGAGGAUGAUAAGCCUGCUUUCUUUGGGCUUCCUGCUAAUAUUGCACGUUCUUCCCAGCGCAUGAUCAGUUCUCAGGUGAUAUCACAGUUGCGGAUCCUGAGCCGAGCAGUCACUGCAGGAUCGAAGUUUGACAGAGAUUUGUGGUCCAAUGAAUUAUCUCCUGUCCUCAAUCUAUGGAAGAAAAUUAACCAGACUUCAAACUUGAUCCAUCAGAAGGUGUCUCCUCCAACAGAGCGGCACGGCUCCCCCAUCCUGUCAUUCAUCAUCCUGGAGCAGUUCAAUGCUAUCCGCCUGGUUCAAAGUAUCCACCAGUCCCUGGCGGCUCUGAGCAAGGUUAUCAGAGGGACGUCAUUGUUGACCUCCGAAGUACAAAAGCUAGCAAGUGCUUUAUUAGAGCAGAAGUGUCCUCUUGCCUGGCAAAGCAAAUGGGAAGGCCCAGAAGACCCUCUUCAGUAUCUCAGAGGACUCGUAUCCAGAGCCGUGGCAAUACAGAACUGGGUGGAAAAAGCCGAGAAGCAGACACUGUUAUCAGAUACUCUUGAUUUGUCGGAGCUGUUCCAUCCAGACACAUUCCUAAAUGCUCUCCGCCAGGAAACUGCGAGAACAAUGAACUGCUCCAUGGAUAACCUGAGAUUUGUGGCGUCUUGGAAAGGGAGGAUUCAUGAUGCAAAGCUCCAAGUCAAGAUAAGCGGAUUACAGCUGGAAGGAUGCAGUUUUGAUGGAAACCAUCUUUCUGAAAAUCAGCAUGACUCCCCGAGUGUAUCAGUGGUCCCCCCUUGUUAUAUGGCCUGGAUUUCACAGCAGUCCAAUGGGAUCUACUCCCAGGAAGAGUGUAUUUCCUUCCCUGUGUACACCAGUGCUGAGAGGGAUCGCGUGGUCACCAAUAUCGAUUUGCCGUGUGGCGGAAACCAGAACCGCUGGAUCCAGUGCGGAGCCGCCUUGUUUCUUAAGAAUCAGUAGAAGUUACAGUAUAUUAUCUGCUGUAAAUACAUAGAGUUUACUAUAUUUUUAUUCUAUUGCAUUUCAUUAUUAUAUUAUGAAAUUGUAUGUGGAUUAUGCCAAGCAUGAAUUAAAUAUGUUCCUGUAUUC
This is a messenger RNA of Bufo gargarizans (Asiatic toad), 13132 nucleotides long. It is a transcript of the gene DYNC2H1, whose product is annotated as dynein cytoplasmic 2 heavy chain 1. The transcript is spliced from 90 exons. The record is from RefSeq and is a predicted model, not a curated record. Lineage: Eukaryota; Metazoa; Chordata; Amphibia; Anura; Bufonidae. Gene Ontology annotation, biological process: microtubule-based movement. Gene Ontology annotation, cellular component: dynein complex. Gene Ontology annotation, molecular function: ATP binding; minus-end-directed microtubule motor activity; ATP hydrolysis activity. The coding region runs from base 86 to 13003 and encodes 4305 amino acids.